AGAGAGGCGCUUGCUGGUGUGCGCUGCUCUCUCUUUGCACCCUCCCCGCCUGCGUUGCUCCGGGUGGUUUGAAAGAAGGACCCGGCGGGCUCGGGCUUCAGCGUCCGGAAGGUGGCGGCGAGAAGACGAUAGAAAUGAUUUCAGUACUGGUUGAAAAGUAAUGAACUGAUUGGAGUUCAAUCUGAACAAGCUGGGGAUUGCGAUGGCCGAUUACUGGAAAUCGCAACCUAAGAAAUUCUGUGAUUACUGCAAGUGCUGGAUAGCGGACAACAAGCCUAGCAUUGAAUUUCAUGAAAGAGGAAAGAACCAUAAGGAGAAUGUGGCAAAGAAAAUUAGUGAGAUUAAAAAGAAAAGCUUGGAAAAGGCAAAAGAAGAAGAAAAAAUGUCAAAGGAAUUUGCAGCUAUGGAGGAAGCUGCAAUGAAAGCUUAUCAGGAGGAUCUGAAACGGCUUGGAGCUAAGGCAGAACCUGUAGGUCAGAGUUCAACACCAAAAAAGCUGGAAGAAAAGAAGGAAAAGAAGGAAAAGAGGAAAAAAGAAAAGACAACUAUGAGCACUUCAUCAGAUGAAACAAAAGGAUGGGUGCAUGGAUUUUCUCCAGAAGGCUACAUAUAUUACUAUAACACUUUAUCAGGAGAAUCACAGUGGGAAAAACCGGAAGAAUUUCAGGACAAUCCUCAGGAAUCCCAAAUGGCAGCACAGUGGAUAGAAGGAGAGAGUGAAGAUGGUCGCACUUAUUACUACAAUACAAAAACGGGAGUAUCAACCUGGGAGAGGCCUGAUGGUUUUGUGUCUCCGGCAAAUGAGAACAGUCAAGAUAAAAAUCACGCUGAGAGCUCAGAAGCAGAGUUGAAGGAAGCUGAUUCAGAUUCUGGAAAGGGUGGAAGCAAAGGUGAACUACAAAAACCAAAACGAAACUUCCGGAGGAAAACAGAAAGUGAUGAAGAAGUCGAGGAAAAGCCUCGCAGACGCAAAAAGAUCAGCCCUUAUGGCGAAUGGCAGGAGGUGAAACGGGAAAGCAUUGAUCAAGAAGAUACAGUAACUGUUCCACAAGAAAUACCCCAGGCGGCAUCUAAAGCAACCAAGCCUUAUGGCGAGUGGGAGGAAAUCACAGAAGAGGAAGAUCCAUAUGAAAAGGUCGACUUAGAACUUCCCGGUACAGACAGCGAUUCUCUGCCAGCCCCAGUUCUGGAAGUACCAGAGGAUGCCAAAGUGAUAUUUAAAGAAAAAACUGUCACAUUGCUUGGUGACACAACAGCGGGGAUACCAGUUUUCAAAAAGCGGAAAUUUGAAAAUGGAAAGUCUAGAAACAUAAGACAGAGACUGAAUGAUCACUAAUAUUUUAAUCACACUGUCUUGACACUCUUUCGAUGGAGGGGUGAAGAAAAGGACAUAUUUUAAACAUUUUAUUUACAAGAAAUUGUUACAAAUUAAGAAAAGUGUCUCGAGUAUAAAUUUAAAUAAACAUGUUAUUUUUGAGGUGAUGCUAUUUUUGUUGUUAGUCAUGUAAAUAUAAUUUUUUUACAUACCAUGUCAUCUGAAUUCAUGUUUUUUGUAUCUUACAAUCAUUAUGUUGUAUUGAGAGAAAUGGGAUUGUAGCAGCUUCACAGCUUGUGUUUAUGCACAGUACUUGGGUAAGCAUCAGUAAAUGCCAGGAAAAAAUUCAAAUCUCAUGGCAGUUGCUUUCCAUACUAGUAGUGUAAUUGUACUGGGGUUUUAUUCAGAGAGAGAGAGUUUUAUUUAGGAUUAUUGAUUAACAGAAGUUGAUAGGUCACCCCCUUUUAUUUUUAAAGACAAAGAGUAGAUGGGUAACUUGCAACUAUUAAAUCAUUUUAAGAGAGUUGUGAAAUCUGUUCCAGCAAUUAGCACUGAACCUUUUUGUAGUUUGCCUUGUUGGACAGAAGUAUUACAAGUACAGAUCACACACAAUGUUUUGUUUUUCAAAUUCUAGGCAAGAAAGCAGAAUUUCAGUCUUCCACAUUAUGAGCAAGAAAAUUAAGUUUUUUUGUCUUGGCUCUCAAGUAUCCUCCUGCUGCAUUGUUAUGGUGUGUUUCUGAUAUAACUUCAUGGCUUUUUUAUUUUCCCUUUAGAAGAGGAAGAAGGAUGCGCUCUGGAUUGGUGAUAGCUAGAUAUAGGCAUUGCUUAUUCCCUUGCUUUGUGAAAGCUUUCUGCAUGGGACAUAGCAAAUGCUAUGCUGGAGGCUUUGUUUCUCAUCUGUACAAUGGAAGAAGUCUGGGCUGUGCACGUUUUGCAUAAAGCAUUAACUUGUGCACCAAAGCAACCUGAAUUCUGUUACUUGUAUAAUUUUGCAAAUUGAGUUAAUAUAUCUGUGUAUGUAUUUGUUUUGCUUUGCAUAAUUUAUUAUUCUAAUCAUGAGGGGAGACAUAGAGUCUGCAGAAGUUCCUUCUGAGACUUCACUAGGCAUCUUCUACACACUCUCAAGCAUUCCCUCCUCCCACACUUUCCUGCCACUUCCCUCUCUGUUUCCUGUUUUGCUUUAACCAUCAUUUGUGAUGUUGUCAGAAUCACCAAACUAUGGUUAGAUUGCAAACCAUGAUUUGAAGUGCGUUUCGGUCUGCAGGCUAUUUUGGACAUCACUGCAAACUAUGGUUAGCACGAAGUAGAAACUGUGCCAGGGAGAAGGGAGCCUGUGGCUCAGUCUCUCCUUAUGCUCACCAUGAAACUGCUCAGUUUGUUACUCUGGUUAGCAAGAGACAGUGUGGUACAGUGAUCAAUUGUGGUGUUCUGGCUGUUUCUCCUACCACUUGUCAGCCUUGUCCAUUUAAAUUGCUUCCUUUUCUUUCUCGAUGCUUGCUAAUAGAAACAGCUAUCCUGAAAUAACUUGCUUCCACCUCCUGAUUUUUAUUUUUUAUGAGCUCCAAGAGUUAAUCUGCAGCAAAAGAAAACCAGAAAAGAGCCCCUAGAUUUUUUGGUACUCUUCAGAUGACUUUUGUUCCUUCAGAUAAGUGACCAUGUAAAACAAAUGCAUAGUUAUCACAGUGGGUGAGAUAUCUGUGUUCUCUGCACAUGUAGUCCGGCUGCUGGGAAACCCAGGGAUGCUCCCAGUUGUGUAAAUGUUGGUAUCUGUUGUAUGAAAGGGAAACAAGAAGUACCCAUUGUCCUUAGUUGCCUUCAGAGGAAUAGCUGCUACAAUCUGUUCUUCUCAGCCUUCCCUCUGUACAAGGAGAUUGGCACCAAAGGUUACUAUUGCCACCCAUUUGGCACCUAUUCAGUGGGUGUUGGCCUCUUUAGGAAACCAUUUUAAUAUGUCUGGUCCUUUAUUUAUUUGAAUUUGUAUAACUCAUUUGGGCUUUUAACUUCUGCUAAUUUUUAUCCUUUGAAAUUCCUACAUAUCUUUGUAAAUAAGUCGUUAAUGUGCAAAGUUUUCUUGUCACAAUAGCAUUGUGGUGAUGGUGCCUUUGCAAGCUAUGUGUAAUAAAAAUGAAUAAAACAAAGUCAGACAAAAACUGUACCAGAAAUAAUGGUUAAAUUAUCUGUUUUCACAUUGGUGCUAAAGACAGGCCCAUAAGCCAAUUUCCUUGGAGGUUCUGUUUGAUAAUCUUAAACUUCCUCAGAUCUUGGGAGAAAUUUGUUGUAUUCUUCCAAUUUCAAAGAAAUUUAAAACAUACAAAAUGUCUGACUAAUUCAAUCCUCUCUCAAAUUGCUAUUUAAUGGAUUGUUCUCAUGACCUGUGUGGUCGUAGUUAAAGUGUUAACUACAAUAGUCAAGCCAGACAUGCCCCUACAUAUCAUGACAUGAGAAGCUGUGCUUUACCAGUUAGUUCGAAGAUGCUAAUCUUCAUAGUGCAAUCCUAGUUAACUGCAGCAGCAGGACUAAGAUUGCGUGGGUAAAGCGUGGGUUCUCAUGUCAUGCUCUGUGGGAACACACCUUUACAUUUGCACACAUCAUGUGAACAAGCCCGAAUGCUAAAAAUAAUGCCCAACAUGAUGGGCAGUCCUCCUUAAGAAGUAGGGAUUCGCUGGGGAUGCUGCAUAACUUUAGAAGUCUGCCCCAACAGUUUAAACCAUGUCUGGGCAGCAGCGCAGCACUCCUUCCAUAGUUUCCAAUAGGAAGAGCGCUACACUACUACCCAGAGGUGAUUUUAAGUCAUUUCACAGGAGCCCAGUUGCUGCUUUGUCAGGGCUGCCCUUAAGUCAUCCAGCAGCCCAGACAGGUUCCUACCAUUGAUGGUGGGCAGGGGGUGCCUGUCAUAUCAGCCAUCAUUUCUAGUCAAACCUGCCCUUCACAAGUGCUCAAAUGAUUCAAAUUCAUUCAUUAAGAUCUAUGGUUUCUUAAGACGGAAGUAUCUCUAAGGACAUAUGUACAGUUGUUAAGAUGAGCUCAUGCCAAUUCUUUAUUUUGUCUUCUCACUUUGUCCACCACUUGGCUUAAAAUCAAAUCAUUAUUUUCUGUCAAUGACCAGCAAAACACAAAACAAUAAUACAAUGGUAAAACAGACAAUACAAGCCAUAAAAAAAUAUUUGACAGGAUUAAUAUGUUUUGCUUCUCAUUCAUCUCCACUAUGAGUGAGGACAGAGCACUAGGGGCAAAGAGAUACGUUCACACUGAUUUGGGGCAAUGUUGGAAUUAAGAGAAAAGUGGUUGGUUGGUUUUUAAGCCAUGUCCCAUUUCCCCAAUCCCUAAUUUGGGAAUCCAGAAACCUUUUCUGCAGAAAUGUUUCUACUUUUCAUUCACUGCUUUCUUGCCAUGAUAAUGUGCUCAGGAACUAUUUUCCUUCCAGCAUCAUCUUUGCCUACAGUCCUAUGUAUUGCCAAUCCUGAUUCCUGAGACAUUGCCCAACUACCUCACUGCCUUAAUUUAACAUUCUAUAUAAGACUUGGACCAGGAUAUACUUUGUUUCUUGCCAGUUAUUUUAUAUAGUACUUAAUGAACAAGCCAGGUGCCCUUUAAUCUGUACUAAUUCCUUCAUUAUCAUCACUGUUUUAACAGAGGGGAUACUGGUCAAAAGAGUGUGACUUCCCAUGGCCAUCUGAGCUGGUAUUUGAACCCAGCUUCACUAGCUUGUUUCCUCUUUUAUGGUAGACUGGUUUGAUCUAUUCAUAAUUAUCUUCAUCAGGUUUAGUUGUACAGAACUAGCCUGACAAAAAUGUAGAUUUAAUAAAGAGCCAUACAUAUGUCAACAUAGAUGCCAGAAACAGGCUGUUCCUUUUUAUACAAGACAUGUCAGACAUGACCCAUUAACUAACAAAACUUAAUUAUGCCUUUCCUUCCUCCUGCUUUGUUCUUUCUACAGUUGUAGCCUACUAAGUAUUAAGGCUUUUCCAUGAGCAAUCCAGCUAUAUAAAACUGCUUUCCUAUACUUCAUAGUAUUACUGCUUCCAACUCUUAAGUGCUAAGAUGAAAAUACAGUUUAUCUCAAACUUAAAUUAUAAUUAUAAUUAAUUAAAAUCGGUUGCACUAUACUCUAAAACGGCUGUUAUUUUUUCUUUUCCCCCCAGAUCUGUAAAAUAGUUUGAAUUACUUUGCAUUUGUUGUAUUGUCAAUAAAGUUGUCCUUUCAACCAA
Molecule: messenger RNA, 5523 nt
Organism: Hemicordylus capensis (graceful crag lizard)
Lineage: Eukaryota; Metazoa; Chordata; Lepidosauria; Squamata; Cordylidae
Gene: WBP4
Product: WW domain binding protein 4
Exons: 11
Coding region: 203-1336 (377 amino acids)
Biological process (GO): mRNA splicing, via spliceosome
Cellular component (GO): nucleus; precatalytic spliceosome
Molecular function (GO): RNA binding; protein binding; zinc ion binding
Source: RefSeq, a predicted model, not a curated record